This is a messenger RNA of Delphinapterus leucas (beluga whale), 847 nucleotides long. It is a transcript of the gene CALML6, whose product is annotated as calmodulin like 6. The record is from RefSeq and is a predicted model, not a curated record. Gene Ontology annotation, cellular component: myosin II complex. Lineage: Eukaryota; Metazoa; Chordata; Mammalia; Artiodactyla; Monodontidae. Gene Ontology annotation, molecular function: calcium ion binding.
CCUGGCCCCCAGGCCAGGCUCCUCCCCACGCUGGCCAUGGUGUCCCUCCCCUGGCCUCACUGGCUGUCCAGCGCUGCCCCACUGCACUCUCACGUGGCUGGCCUGCCCCUGCCUCGAACGCCGUCCCCUCUGAGUGGCCUCGCGGAGCCUUGCUCUCCCCUCAAGACCCAUUCCUGUGCCGCCUGGCCUCCAGCCUCCCCCAGACUGAGGGGUGGAGGGGCCCCUGGCGAGCCUGGACCCGUGUCCCCACAGACGGAGCGCCUGACGGCGGAGCAGAUCGAGGAGUACAAGGGAGUCUUUGAGAUGUUUGAUGAGGAGGGCAACGGGGCGGUGAAGACGGACGAGCUGGAGCGGCUCAUGAGUCUGAUGGGCAUCAACCCCACCAAGAGCGAGCUGGCCUCCAUGGCCAAGGAAGUGGACAGAGACAAGAAAGGGUUCUUCAACUGCGACAGCUUCCUGGCGCUGAUGGGGGUGUACUGGGAGAAGGCCCAGAACCAGGAGAGUGAGCUCAGGGCGGCCUUCCGCAUCUUCGACAAGGAGGGCAAGGGCUACAUCGACUGGGACACGCUCAAGUACGUGCUCACGAACGCGGGCGAGCCCCUCAGCGAGCUGGAGGCCGAGCGGAUGAUGCAGGAAGCCGACAAGGAUGGGGACGGGACCAUAGACUACGAGGAGUUCGUGGCCAUGAUGACUGGGGAGUCCUUCAAGCUGGUCCAGUAGGAGCAGCCACUGCGGCCGUGGGAAGCCCGCUGCCUGCUGCCAUCACCCUGCUGCCCACCCUGUCAUCCACCCCACGCCGGCUCCGUGGCCAAUAAACGCUCCAGCCAGACUCGUGUGUGCUUCACUG